UAGUGGCAGUAUGGAUGAUGAAUUUUAAAUCAAAAUGUACAAGCAUAAUAUGCAAGACUUUACCAAGUGGUAGAGGUGUAUGGAGUUUGGAAGCAAACAAAUUCUGAAUAAAUUUGACAAGUGCCACGUUCUGGUUUGGAGAAAUUUAUGGAGAAUUUCUAAAUUGACAACCAAGUGUUCAAAAGCAUUGUCACAUCAAAUUGAUUCUCAAUUGUAUUAUAGUGUUAUUUGUAAUGAGUGUAUGAUCUUUACCGUAAAUCCUGUGCUACAUAAACCAAACUGUUUUAAGAAAAAGAAGUGCAAAUUCAAAUAUUUAAAACAUUACACAUCGGUCAGUGAACUUUUACAUUAUUGUGUCAAAUUCAAAUCCUUUAGCAAAGGAAAGAAACUAAGAAAUCCAGCUAUAAGAUCAUUAAAGGUUUUAUCGAUCAGACAUUGUAGUUGGCUUGUAAAUUCUGUGUAUCACAGACAGCAUUGCAGUUUGGAAACGAUUCAAAAAUAUCGGUUUCUUUUACCAUUGUGUGAUAGAAGGGAAAAUAUUGGAAAUUUUAGAGUGAGCUGAUUUUGUGAGUGAAUAAUGGAGCUAUCAUUAGUAUCUCCUGGUGCCAGUAUUUUUACUGCGGAGCUGCCGCAAUUUGUUCAUAAACUGACGGAUAAAUAUGUUUGUCCUGUGUGUGAGCUUGUGUUACGGAACGCCAUGCAGCUGCCGUGUGGACAUCAGAUAUGUGAACCCUGUAUUGAUACGCUUUUUGGAGAAAGUGAUAAUGCAACCUGUCCUGUUAAAGAUGAUGAGUAUUGCGAACAGCCAUUUCCAAAAAAUCAGAUACAUAAGGAUAUGUGUACAAGGCGUGAAGUGAUGUCACUUCCAGUUUUUUGUGAGUACAGCAAAGAUGGCUGUAAGGAGACUCCCUUGUGGAAAAAUCUCAAGAAACAUAUUGAAGAAUGUGAAUAUAGACCAGUGGAGUGUAAUGAAUGUCAAGAAAAGACCCCUCUGAAUAAUCUGCCGAAUCAUAAAGAAAUGGAGUGCAGCUUCCGUGUGGUUGUAUGUGAUCAUUGCUCCCAAAACAUUCCUCACUGUCAGAUGCAGAGUCAUCUUGAUCAUGAUUGUACAGAGUAUCCGCUGAAAUGUCCUAAUGGCUGUGAAAACAUAACGCUACCCAGAAAUGAGAUGGAAAGUCAUCUUCAUUCCUGUCCCAAAAGAUCAAUUCCUUGUGGAUACAGAAGUAUAGGUUGUGAAUUCUUCGGAGUGAUUACAGAGGUGGAGAAGCAUCAGGUGAAGGCGACAGAUCAGCAUUUGAUGCUGGCACUGUCCUUCUCUGGUCAAACAAGCGACGAAAACAAAGCAUUACAUACAAAAAUUGAGGAAAGCAAAAUAGAAAUAGAAGAAUUGAAAUUAACUAUACAACAACUGCAUCAAGACAAUCAAAGGUUGAAAGAAGAAAUUACGCCUUUAGUAAAAUCUGUCACAAAAGACAUGAAAAAGAAAUUAGUAACAUUGACCGAAAGAUUGAUAAACUUGGAACGAAUGGUUGAACACCAGCCUAAGCGGGAAGUUUUGGAAAAACAGGAACAAGCAAUAAGUUCACUAAAGGAUGACAUUAAAGUUAGCCAGGAGCAAAUAACUCAGUUGGAGAGAGCAGGACCACAAGGUGGACGUUCUCAGGCAUUAGUACCUCAAGAUGUGAAGAAUCAGCUGAAGACAAACGAGAAGCAGAUGGCUAUACAAGACAUCAGACUUGCAGAACUAGACCUGAGAUUCCAAGUGCUGGAGACUGCCAGUUACGAUGGCAUUUUAAUGUGGAAGAUCAGGGACUAUUACAGGAGAAAACAAGAAGCCAAGAGUGGAAGAACACUCUCGCUGUACAGCCAGCCAUUUUACACCAGUCGCACGGGCUACAAAAUGUGCGCCAGAGUUUACUUGAACGGUGACGGUAUGGGUAAAGGGACUCACUUGUCUCUGUUCUUUGUGGUGAUGAGGGGUGAGUACGAUGCUCUCCUUCCCUGGCCCUUCCAACAGAAGGUGUCGCUGAUGCUCUUGGACCAGGAAACUUUCAGGAGACAUGUUUGUGACACGUUUCAGCCGGACACCACAAGCAGCAGUUUUAAACGGCCCACAACGGAGAUGAAUGUGGCAACUGGAUGCCCCCUGUUUAUUUCUCACAGUGUGCUAGAAACCAAGACAUAUCUGAAUGAUGACACAAUAUUCAUUAAGGUCAAAGUAGACUCAACUAACAUACCAGUUCCCUAGAGUAUUAGAGAGCUCUAAAAAAGCAUCAGUG
Molecule: messenger RNA, 2279 nt
Organism: Magallana angulata
Lineage: Eukaryota; Metazoa; Mollusca; Bivalvia; Ostreida; Ostreidae
Product: TNF receptor-associated factor 3-like
Exons: 9
Coding region: 578-2248 (556 amino acids)
Biological process (GO): protein K63-linked ubiquitination; regulation of apoptotic process; positive regulation of JNK cascade
Cellular component (GO): plasma membrane signaling receptor complex
Molecular function (GO): protein binding; zinc ion binding
Source: RefSeq, a predicted model, not a curated record